This is a messenger RNA of Aspergillus clavatus NRRL 1, 3315 nucleotides long. Its product is annotated as RNA-binding ribosome biosynthesis protein MAK21. Gene Ontology annotation, cellular component: nucleus. The coding region runs from base 1 to 3315 and encodes 1104 amino acids. The record is from RefSeq and is a predicted model, not a curated record. The transcript is spliced from 4 exons. Lineage: Eukaryota; Fungi; Ascomycota; Eurotiomycetes; Eurotiales; Aspergillaceae.
AUGGCCAAGGGCAAGGGAAAUCGCGGAGAUCACUCCACUGGAGCGAAUGCAAUUGCAGUGCGCGGAGCAAAAGAUUCCAAGCCUGCUGAGGAUGUCCUUCCCCAACUGGAGGAGGGGGCAUUCGCCGGUCUGCGCCAGAAAAUUGAACAGAGGCUGAAAGAUCAGAACACUGCCAAACAAAAGAAGUCUAAGCACCAAGCAGCACAGAAUACGAACAAAGAUACGCCGAAGAAAGAGAAGAAUGCUGGUCCGAAAUUCGAGCCGAAGCGGGAUUCAAGGAGCGACAAGAACAGCACAGGCAAGAAGCGCGAUCGCAACGGCGAAGUGAUCGCAAGGGAAGAGAAGGAGGAGAGUGGGAACCUUGAUGACACUCUACGGCAAGAAAUCCUGGCCCUUGGUGGUACUGAGGAAGAUUUUGAUCUAGUGGCGGGUGUCGAUUCCGAGUCUGAGGUGGAAGAUGCAGCGGAUGGGCAGAAGAAGCCAAAGAGCAAAUCGGAAGAGGAUUCGCUUCGAAAGGAACUUUCUGCCAUGUUAGCUGCUGCUGGCCAAGUCGUGCCGGACGACAUUGAGGAUGAAGAUGAGCUAGAGGAAGCAUCUGCCUCGGAAGAGGAGGAUGAAGAAGAGGAGGGAGAGGGCUCAGAUCAGGAGGAGUCCGAAGUCGAAGAUGCUCCUCCAGUACCAUCAGGCAAUGAUUCUUCUAAGAAGGAAAAGGCUAAGGAGCCAGCUCCCGAGAACAUAUUUCCCAAAGAAUUUUCGAAACUUACCAUCCUGCCCAGGUCCGAUUGGUAUGCAACCAAUCUUCCUUCGCUCCCAUCUGCCACGAAGCAAUCAAAUACCCUGCCGCGCUAUCUGAUCGACCGCGUCCACAGCUAUGCCACCUCUUUACUUGAGAAGGAGAGUACUAUGUAUACGGAAGCACAGCAGGCCUCGGCUUCUUCUUCUCACAAAUUCUACACCACAAUCAUGUCGACAGGUACCCUUAGCGAUAAGAUCUCGGCCCUGACACUCGCCGUCCAAGAGUCGCCGUUGCACAAUACGAAACAACUCGAGAAUCUCAUUGGACUCGGAAAGAAACGCAGUCGUUCCCAGGCAGUGGAAGUCCUGAGAUCGCUCAAGGACAUGUUCGCUCAAGGCACAUUGCUUCCCAGCGAUCGGAGGUUGAAGGCUUUUGCCAAUCAGCCAUCCCUUACGGCGGUGUUCCAAGGCGCCGGAGCUCGUUGGUCGGAGCGCGAUCCUCUCCCUGGAGGCCUGCAGAAGAGUCAUCUCAUCAUGUGGGCAUACGAGGAUUUCUUGAAGAACCAGUACUUCGAGGUUCUGAAGAUCUUGGAAAUCUGGUGCAACGAUGAGAUUGAGUUCUCACGGUCGAGAGCUGUUAGUUAUGUCUAUGAGUUGCUCAGGCAAAGACCGGAGCAAGAGGCGAAUCUGCUACGGCUGUUAGUCAACAAACUUGGUGAUAAGUCUAAGAAGAUUGGCUCCAGAGCCUCUUAUCUGCUUCUGCAACUCGAGCAAGCUCAUCCUAUGAUGAAACCGACGAUCAUCAAGGCGGUUGAAGAAGUGCUCUUCAGGCCCGGCCAAAGCCAGCAUGCCAAAUACUAUGCUAUCAUCACGUUGAAUCAGACUGUUCUCAGCCUGAAAGAGGAGAGCGUCGCUGCCCAAUUGCUGGAAAUCUACUUUGCGAUGUUUGUCGCUCUGUUGAAGCCUGGCAACAAGGAGAACAAGAAUGAAGGCAAGUUUGGCAAGGGUAAGAAGGGCAAAGGAAAGGAUGAUUCAGCCAAGGGUCAGGCACAGGAAGACGAGAUGCGGGAUAAGCUUGUCUCCGGAGUCUUGACCGGUGUGAACCGAGCUUACCCUUUCACCAGCUCAGACUCUGAUAGACUCUCGAAACAUCUUGACACUCUUUUCCGAAUCACUCACUCUUCCAAUUUCAAUACCAGUAUCCAAGCCCUUAUGUUGAUCCAACAACUUACGGCAUCUCACCAGGUGGCCGGUGAUCGGUUUUACCGGACCCUUUACGAAUCACUGCUUGAUCCCCGGGUUGCCACUUCGUCUAAGCAGUCACUGUACCUCAAUCUCUUGUUCAAGGCCCUGAAGAAUGACCUGAACCUCCGACGGGUGAAGGCUUUCGUCAAGCGCAUUGUUCAGAUCCUUGGGUUGCACCAACCUGCUUUCAUCUGCGGCAUCUUCUACCUCAUUCGCGAGCUGGAGAAGACGUUUACUGGAAUUCAGGCCAUGUUUGACCAAGCCGAGGAUAAUGACAGUGAUGAUGAAGAAGUCUUCAGGGAUGUCCCUGAUGAGGAUGAUGAAGCUGCUCAACCUGCAGUUUCCGAAGAGAAGCCAGCAAAGCCUUCGAGCCGCUACGAUCCCCGCAAAAGAGAUCCGGAGCACAGCAACGCAGACAAGACUUGCCUGUGGGAAUUGUUACCCUAUCUUUCUCAUUUCCAUCCGUCUGUGUCGGUCAAUGCGGCCCAUCUGCUGGAUCACCAGGCGAUGAGCGGCAAGCCGGAUCUCACAAUUCACACUCUGACGCACUUCCUUGACCGCUUCAUCUACCGGUCACCGAAGGCAUCGGCGGCCAUCCGUGGCGGUUCCAUCAUGCAACCGCUCGCGGGCAGCGACGCCAAGGACCGGCUUGUGCUGGCCGGCCAGGGCAGCCAAAACCUCCCGCUCAAUUCGGAGUCAUUCUGGAAGAAGAAGACCGAGGAUGUGGCAGCGGAAGAUGCCUUCUUCCACGAAUACUUCAGCCGAAUUGGUAAAGACAAGGACAAGCUGCGUAAGAAGAGGUCCAAGGAUCCCUCGGCCCGAGACGGCGAGGACGGAGACGAACUCAGUGAUGCUGAGUCAGAGAUCUGGCAAGCUCUUGUCAAAUCGCGGCCUGAUGUGGAGGACGCUGGCGACAGUGAUGACGAUCUUGAUCUGGAUGAUCUCGAAUCUGCCUAUGAUCAGGACGAGGACGAGGAUGAGGAAGCCGGAGAAAGCGACGAUGAAGUGAUCUUUAACGACGAAUCCGACGAAGAGAUGGAAGAUCUCGACGUGGAGGAGCCGCCCAAGAAGACCAAGGGCAAGGGCAAGAAGCAGGAGGAAGAGGAGGCCCUGGACGAGGAGGACGACUUCGAUAUGGAUGUAUCAGACGACGAGGCGUUCAUCGGAAGCGAUGAGGAGCUCCCGUCGGACAUCGAGCUCGGCGGAGGCGUGGAGCUUCCCAAGGACGAGGAGCCCGCUGGCCGGAAGAAGAGACGCAAGCUCAAGCACCUGCCGACGUUCGCCUCGGCGGACGACUAUGCGGCUCUGCUGGCCGACGAGGACGAGGGCAUGUGA